AAAGUUAAAAGCCCGGGACUGAGGGUGGCGGGUGAUGCCGUUCUUUGAAAACAGGCUUCAAUGGUGGUACCAAUACACGGAAACAUUGAUUGACGGCUGAUAACAUCACCAACAAAACAAGCCAUCACAACACAACAACAUCAAAUCAAACAAUGUCUGAAUUAUCGUCUGUAGCCUUUGCUGAUUGUAAGUAUGUCAGCGGUUUUGGCAACGAGUUUUCUUCAGAAGCAUUACCACAUGCAUUACCAAGAGAUGGAAACACACCGCAAGUUUGUCCAUAUAACUUAUAUGCAGAACAAUUGUCUGGCACAGCUUUUACAUGCCCAAAAACACAUAACCAAAGAUCUUGGCUUUAUCGAAUACUGCCAUCAGUAAAGCAUUCACCAUUUGAGAAGUAUCCCAUGAAUACAUUUAACGGUGAUUGGAAUGACAGACACCCUAAUCCCAAUCAGUUAAAAUGGAACCCGUUUGACCUUCCAGAAAAUCCAACUGAUUUUAUAGACGGAUUAGCAACCAUUUGUGGGGCUGGAGAUCCAAAGACACGCCAUGGACUAGGAAUCCAUGUUUACUGCUGUAACAAACCAAUGGGGGACAGAUGCUUUUACAAUUCUGAUGGAGACUUUCUUAUUGUUCCACAGCAUGGUGCUCUUGGCAUUUUUACUGAAUUUGGAAAGAUGACAGUUGCACCUGACGAAAUUUGUGUAAUUCAGCAAGGUAUCAAAUUUACAGUUCAUGUUGAGCAACAAUGUCGAGGUUUCAUCCUUGAAGUAUUUGAUAACCACUUUGUGCUGCCUGAUUUAGGACCUAUUGGUGCCAAUGGUCUUGCUUAUCCCAAACAUUUUUUGACACCUGUUGCUGCAUACGAUAAAGAUUACAUGCGGCCAGAUGGUUACGAAAUCAUUUUAAAGUAUCAAGGAAAAUUGUUUAAGGCUGUGCAGGAUCACACUCCGUUUGAUGUUGUAGCUUGGCAUGGCAACUAUGCACCCUACAAGUAUGAUUUGAAUAAGUUUAAUGUUGUAAACUCCGUAUCGUUUGAUCACAUGGAUCCUUCAAUAUUUACAGUGUUAAGUUGUCCUGGUCACAAACCUGGUACUGCAAUAGCUGAUUUUGUCAUCUUCCCGCCACGCUGGUCGGUGCACGAAAACACAUUUCGUCCACCGUAUUAUCACCGCAACUGCAUGAGUGAAUUUAUGGGUGUUUUGAAAGGUCAAUACGAAGCUAAAAAGAAUGUUUCUAUUGGUGGAGCAACCCUCCAUAGUAUGAUGACCCCACAUGGUCCGGCUGCAAAUGUAUUUGAGGCUGGAUCAAAAGCAGACUUGAAACCAGAGAGAAUUGCUGAAGGAGCGCUUGCAUUUAUGUUCGAAUCAUCAUUGAGCCUCGGGUUGACAGAAUGGGGUGAAAUGUCGUGUAAGAAAUUAGAUAAAAACUAUUACAAAUGCUGGCAAGACUUGAAACCCAAUUUUGACCCGAACUGGAAACCGGAAGAAAACCGAUAAUCCAAUGCCAGUAAUAAACCGCUUAACACGUUGUUUUAUAAUUUUCUGAUAAUAUUUUGACGUCAAUUUGUAGAUAUAUUUCGACACAGUACAAUGUUGGUGGUAAAAAUCCACUUAGGUGAAAAUAAUGUAAUAUUUAAUCGUUUAUAAAUAAUGUUGAUUCUCAUCCACUGACCUGAAAAUUAGUGUGGUUACUAUAAAUUGUUUUUUUCUUUCUAUUAAAAGUAUAUAGCACAUGUCCCCUGUCCUCAAAUAUGUUCACGAGCGCACGUAAAUUACAGUGAAUUUUUAAACAUCUUAACACAGACAUGGAAAAAACAAAUAGAUUUAUUUUAAACGAUUUAAAAUAUCUGACUUAAAGUUUUAUAUUAACACUUUAACUUAAAAGCUAUAUUCUUUUGCGUUACCGGAUUUGGUCGGAUUGAAAUGGUCGAAUCGCUCGACGUCGAUCAAUUUCGUUCAUGCCUUAAAGAAUACAUCACUAUCUGUAAAAACUACAGAUGCAGUUAGGUACUGACAUGCAGGGCCAAGCUAAAUAUAAAAUGCUUUUAACUCUUUAACUUUUUGACGAUCAUGUACUUAAAUGAUUUUUUGCCACCCUUAUCCUUGGUGAGUUAUUUUAUAAAAUUAUUUAAAUCGUUUUUUUAUCGAUUUCCUUCUUACUUAGAAAAUUUUCUAGUUUUUAUUUUUUUAUUUGUAUUUUUAAUGUUUGUUCAUUUGUUUUUCGUUAAUGUAACAGUAAAAAAAAAUACACUGAUUUGAUUUUUA
This is a messenger RNA of Hydractinia symbiolongicarpus, 2264 nucleotides long. Its product is annotated as homogentisate 1,2-dioxygenase-like. Gene Ontology annotation, cellular component: cytoplasm. The coding region runs from base 153 to 1496 and encodes 447 amino acids. NCBI's taxonomy places the organism in Eukaryota, Metazoa, Cnidaria, Hydrozoa, Anthoathecata, Hydractiniidae. The transcript has 14 exons. The record is from RefSeq and is a predicted model, not a curated record. Gene Ontology annotation, molecular function: homogentisate 1,2-dioxygenase activity. Gene Ontology annotation, biological process: L-phenylalanine catabolic process.